This is a messenger RNA of Cynocephalus volans (Philippine flying lemur), 1796 nucleotides long. RefSeq names its product TOP6B like initiator of meiotic double strand breaks (gene TOP6BL). The record is from RefSeq and is a predicted model, not a curated record. Lineage: Eukaryota; Metazoa; Chordata; Mammalia; Dermoptera; Cynocephalidae. Bases 1 to 1740 code for a protein of 579 amino acids. The transcript is spliced from 16 exons. Gene Ontology annotation, biological process: reciprocal meiotic recombination; meiotic DNA double-strand break formation.
AUGGAGGGGACGGUCGUGGCUGUCUGCGAGAUUUUGAGAUAUUUAAUAAUUCACUGGAAGUGUCAAGCAGGAGUAUCAAAGGGAGCAUUGCUAGAAGGGAAGCUAGUGAUUUCCAUAGAAGCAUUAAAUUCUAAGCACCAGGCAAAUGCUCUUCAUUGUGUAACAACUAUAGCUUCUGCAGGAAGCAUUUAUGGUGACUUGGUUCUCAAGAAGUUCCUAAAAGAAAUACAGUCAAUACUGUCCGGAUUCUCUGCAAAGCUGACUUGGACUUCAGUGGAAGGCAGCUAUUCUCAGGACGUAUCAGGGAUAACACCCUUCCAGAUGACUUUUGAGGUUGAUGAAAAGCCGAGAACUUUGAUGACAGAUUGUCAGGUUAUAAAGAAUUUUUUACGCAAAAUCAUCAUGGUGCACCCUAAGAUCAGAUUUAAUUUCAGUGUAAAGGUAAAUGGAAUUUUCUCCACAGAGAUCUUUGGGAUAGAGAAUGAACCCACUUUGAACCUGUCGAAUGGAAUUGCUCUUGUCGUAAACUAUCAGCAUUAUGUGAGACCAAAAUUUGGCACAACUGAAUCAUGGUGCAGCAGAAUCCACCCUGUGCUAGGACAUCCAGUAACGCUUUUCAUCCCUGAUGGCGUGGCUGGUGUGGACUUGUUGGGAGAACUGAUACUGACUCCAGCUGCUGCUCUGUGCCCCAGCCCAAAGGUCUUUUCCAACCACCUGAACAAGAUUUCUUCAGUUUCCAUAUUUCUAUAUGGACCCUCAGGUCUCCCUCUGAUAUUGUCAAGUCAGGGGCACCCAAUUACUACUGUCUUUAAAGACACCUUUUAUUUCAUUGACUGGAAGAAAUACCACUUGUGUAUGGUGCCCAAUUUGGAUGUCAAUUUGGAUAGAGAUCUGGUGCUUCCAGAUAUGAGUUAUCAGGUGGAAUCCAGUGACAGGAAUCAAUCUCAGAAUAUGGAUCCUCAGGGAGAAACUCUGUUGCUUUUUCUCUUUGUGGAUUUCCACAGUGGAUCUCCAGUUCAGCAAAUGGAAAUGUGGGGAGUCUAUACUUUGCUUACAACUCAUCUCAGUGCCAUCCUGAUGGAGAGCCACAGUACAGUGCAAGAUUCUAUCCAAUUCACUGUGGACCAAGUCUUGGAGCAGCAUCACCAGGCUGCCAAGGCUCAUCAGAAACUGCAGCGCUCGCUCUUGGUGGCUGUAAAUUCCAUCAUGAGUAUUGUGACCGGAAGCACCAGCGGCAGCUUCCGAGAGAUGUGUCUCCAGGCCCUUCAAGCAGCUGAUACACAGGAAUUUGGGACCAAACUGCACAAAGCAUUUCAUGGCAUCACCCAGCACCGAUUUCUUCGCCACUGCUCAUGUGAGGUGAAGCAGCAGCUGUCCCCAGAGAAAAAAGAUGCAGCCCACAGCACUGAGGAUACACAUGAGAACAGCAGCCCAGAACUCACUGCAGAGCCCAGCGGGCAAGCAGAAAACAAGAGGCUCAAAAGGGGCAGCCUCCGCCAGGCCGUGGAGGAGAUGCGAGCUCUCCACUCUGCCCGGGCCCCGAGCCCAUCAGAGGCGGCCCCGUGCGGCCCAGAGCCCCCCGCGGCCUCCCUCACCCCUAGCGGAAGGGAGGCCCGCGCGGCCCACGGCCGGGCCCCGGCGCCUGGCAGGACGAGCUCCGGGAGCGGCCUGGAGGAAGCGCUGUGGCUGCAGGAGGUCUCCAACCUGUCCGAGUGGCUGAGUCCCGGCCCUGGGCCUUGAGCCGAGCCCUCUCCCGGAGGCCCCCGGCCCGGAGGCUGCGGGCGGCCGCGUGCUGU